GCAAAGAAAACUAACGCAGUAAUAGGGAGAAACCCAGAGGAAAUUAGAACCUGUAGCAGAGAGAGAGAGAGAAUGGGCAGGGAGAUCAAUAAUUUCAUCAAGGUAUGGGUCUCAGUUUUAGCAUCUUUAAGCUUCUGUUAUCUUAUAGCCUCAAAGGUCCCAAAGGGAAAGCUGAGGCUGUUGACCAUCCUCCCCAUCUGCUGCCUCUUUCUUCUUCUCCCACUAAGCCUCCAUUCCGUCCAUCUUGGUGGCACCACGGCUUUCUUCGUGGCUUGGCUGGCUAAUUUCAAGCUUCUCCUCUUCUCUUUUGGUCGGGGCCCUCUGUCGUCCGAUCCAUCCCUCUCUCUCUUCCGUUUCAUCUCCUUGGCCUGUUUUCCUAUCAGAAUCAAAAAACAAAAUCCAUCACCCCAGAUAACCAAAAACGGCACCCAAUCGCUGCUAAACUACGCCAUUAAAGGUUUACUUGUAGCUCUAUUGAUCCGUGCCUACGACUACAGACCGUAUCUGCAUCCCAAGGUCAUCCUGGCGCUUUACUGCUUCCACAUUUACUUCCUCCUGGAAAUCAUUCUCGCCGUCGUCGCAUACCUGGCUCGUGCCCUGCUUGGCCUGGAGCUGGAACCACAGUUCGACGACCCCUACCUCUCCACCUCACUACAGGACUUCUGGGGACGAAGAUGGAACAUCAUGGCCUCCAAUAUCCUGCGCUCCACCGUAUACGAGCCUACUCGAAGCCUCGCCGAGCGAAUAACGGGAAGGAAGUGGGCCUCACUACCGGCCAUACUGGCGACGUUCGUGGUGUCGGGGCUGAUGCACGAACUCAUCAUUUUUUAUUUGGGGCGUUCAGAGCCCACAUGGGAGAUGACGUGGUUCUUCAUCCUCCAUGGGUUCUGCUUAGCGUUGGAGAUCCCGGCGAAAAGCGCCUUGGCCAGCCGGUGGCGGUUACAUCGGUCUGUUUCGGGCCCAUUGACGAUUGCAUUCGUUAUGGGCACCAGCUUCUGGCUCUUCUUUCCGCAAUUCCUGCGGUGCGGUGCCGACAUUAGGGCGCUGGGGGAGUACGUUGCCGUGGGGGAAUUCGUCAGAGAUGCUGCUCGGUUUUUCAAAGCGGGAUCUUUUCACGUAGUCAGCGCGUAGAAUUCUCCAUCAUUUAAUUGUAUUUUAGCUUUCAAUCAGUUAUUAGCUAUUGCUCUGGCAAUUAAUUGCAGUCUUGAGUAAUUGUGAAUCAAGAGCUAUGGAUCAUGAAUAUAUAAUAAAAUUCGUAUUGUGCUAGUUUCCUCUCCGUCAACUAGUCUAAGCC
This is a messenger RNA of Nelumbo nucifera (sacred lotus), 1294 nucleotides long. It is a transcript of the gene ASAT1, whose product is annotated as acyl-CoA sterol acyl transferase 1. NCBI's taxonomy places the organism in Eukaryota, Viridiplantae, Streptophyta, Magnoliopsida, Proteales, Nelumbonaceae. The record is from RefSeq and is a predicted model, not a curated record. Gene Ontology annotation, biological process: lipid metabolic process.